Messenger RNA from Neoarius graeffei (lesser salmon catfish), 1648 nucleotides. Its product is annotated as polymeric immunoglobulin receptor-like. The record is from RefSeq and is a predicted model, not a curated record. NCBI's taxonomy places the organism in Eukaryota, Metazoa, Chordata, Actinopteri, Siluriformes, Ariidae. The transcript is spliced from 6 exons. The coding region runs from base 1 to 918 and encodes 305 amino acids.
AUGGAUAUUGGUGGCCUGUCUAACCCUCCCUGUUCAGAUGACUCACGGGACUUGGUCUCUAGAGAAGUGAGAGCAGAUGCAGGGGGAGGAAUCAACAUCAAGUGCAGAUAUGAGGAUGAAUAUAAAGACAAACCAAAAUCUUUCUGUAAGAACGGAGCUGAUCAGUGGUGUUUUAAUCAAAUAACAACAAAACUAAACAGUGAAUGGUCACAUGAUGGCAGAUUCUCAGUUCAUGACAGCAGAAGUGCAGGAUUCUUCAGUGUGUUUAUCAGAGAGCUGAUUACGGAGGACACUGGAACAUAUUCGUGUGCUGUUGUUGUGUCUGAUGAAAUAGAGACCUACACUGUAGUGAAGCUGAAUGUAACAGAAGAUCUGUCCUAUGAGAAGUCCAUCAGUGAGACUGUUCAUGUCGGAGGAGAUUUGAACAUCAGCUGUAAAUACCCAGAAUCCCUCAGGAGUGACCCCAAGUUUCUCUGCAGGAAGACGCUGCAACAAGCUGCUUGUUUUUAUAAAGGAUCUGUUAAAGACAGUAGAAAGUAUGUAAAUGAGGGGAAAUUCUCCCUGUAUGAUGACAGAGCAAAACAAAUCUUCACUGUCAGUAUUAGAAAUGUGACUGAGCAGGACUCUGGUGAAUACUGGUGUGGAGCUGAAGGAGCCGGGACAUCUGAUCAUGGAUACAAGGUUUAUUUCACACAGAUCAACCUGAGAGCUGCUGAUCCAUCUGUCCUAGUUUCAGUUCCAAUACCAGCACAACCUUCAUCAUCGUCAUCAUCAUCUGAGCUCACAUCAGCUUCUCCUCCGACAGGAUUUCCAGCUUCCACUGUGAUCCCUGUGUCUGUAAUUCUGCUGCUGUUUCUGUUUGGAAUCAUAUUCCUCAUUGCGAUUCUGUCAAAGAGACGCAGGAUGCAAGGUUUAUGAGAAUGCUAACGACACCAGACACCUUUCUGCCUCAGACGCUGGAACUUCCAGAUAUUUCUCGAGUGUUAAACUACCCACAAUCUCCUCUGAUCCUUCUGAAAGUGUUUAUGCCAACGUAAUGUAGUUAAGAAGUUUAUUCUACUUCUCAACUACCCAUAAUCCCUCCUGAUCAUAACGUCUACUCUCCAGCUCAGUCACCCAUUAUUAUUCCUCAUUAUUCCAUCCAUCCUUUCAUCCAGGUCAGUAUUUUGCAUCUUCAGUAACUGCCUCCUGCUCAGGUUUGCAGUAGAUCCAGAGCCGAUCUCAGGAGCACUGGACAUGAAGCAGGAAUGCAACCUUGGAGGAACACCACUCCAUCAUAGUGUCUGGAAUCUUCUAUAAUUGUACAUUAAGUGCAGAUUGUUGAUGGGUUUUUUUAAUAUAAGAUCACUGUUUGUGACUAUAUUCAUCUUUGUAUUUUAUCCAUUUUAAAUAGCUAUAUGUAUGUGUUGUGUGUAUGGAGUGCUGUAUGCAUUGUACUGUAUGUGUGGACUAUGGUGUGUUUUACAGGAAAUGCAGUCUGUAUGGAGAAUGUAUAAUACUGAAUAUUAGAGUAUGAUUUUAAGUCAUAUCUUUACACGAGUGCUAGAAGAAAGAGACAAAUCGAGACAUUCGUCUUAGCCUAUCUUAACCCCAAAGUCUCAAUAUCAGCUUGACUUGCUCACUUCAAUUCUUAAUUUUAUUUCACAUG